Messenger RNA from Purpureocillium lilacinum, 2490 nucleotides. Its product is annotated as AdoMet-dependent rRNA methyltransferase spb1. Gene Ontology annotation, cellular component: nucleus; nucleolus; preribosome, large subunit precursor. The record is from RefSeq and is a predicted model, not a curated record. Gene Ontology annotation, molecular function: rRNA (guanine) methyltransferase activity; rRNA (uridine-2'-O-ribose)-methyltransferase activity. Lineage: Eukaryota; Fungi; Ascomycota; Sordariomycetes; Hypocreales; Ophiocordycipitaceae. Gene Ontology annotation, biological process: rRNA methylation; maturation of LSU-rRNA from tricistronic rRNA transcript (SSU-rRNA, 5.8S rRNA, LSU-rRNA); maturation of 5.8S rRNA from tricistronic rRNA transcript (SSU-rRNA, 5.8S rRNA, LSU-rRNA).
AUGGCGAUUCAAAAGAAGCACGGCAAAGGCCGUCUGGACAAGUGGUACAAGCUUGCCAAGGAGAAGGGCUAUCGUGCCCGUGCUGCCUUCAAGCUCAUCCAACUCAACAAGAAGUAUGGCUUCUUGGAGAAGAGCAAGGUCCUUCUGGAUCUUUGCGCUGCCCCUGGCUCCUGGUGUCAGGUGGCGGCCGAGGUCAUGCCAGUCAACAGUCUGAUUGUUGGUGUCGAUCUGGCGCCCAUUAAACCGAUCCCCAGAGUCAUUACCUUCCAAAGCGACAUCACAACCGAGAAGUGCCGUGCCACUAUCCGACAACACUUCAAGACUUGGAAGGCGGACACGGUACUUCACGACGGAGCGCCCAAUGUCGGUACGGCUUGGGCGCAAGAUUCGUUCAACCAGGCAGAGCUGGCGCUCCAGGCCAUGAAGUUAGCAACAGAAUUCCUCGUCGAGGGUGGCACCUUCGUCACCAAGGUGUUCCGUUCCAAGGAUUACAACCCACUUCUCUGGGUUCUGAACCAGUUGUUCACCAAGGUCGAAGCCACCAAACCCCCCUCGUCCCGAAACGUAUCCGCCGAAAUCUUCGUCGUCUGCCGUGGUUACAAAGCCCCGAAGAAAAUGGAUCCGCGAUUCCUGGACCCCAAGUAUGUCUUCGCAGAAUUAGCCGGUGCGACGCCGAACAACGAAGCCAAGGUGUACAACCCCGAGGUCAAGAAGCGCAAGCGUGACGGUUAUGAGGAAGGCGAUUACACGCAGUUCAAAGAAGUCCCGGCGAGCGAAUUCAUCCAAACGACAGAUCCGAUUGCCAUUUUGGGAAGCUCCAACAAGCUCACCUUUGAGCAGCCAAAGAAUGGGGACGUCGCCUUGGCCGCGCUGGACAAGCUCCCCGAGACUACUCCGGAGAUCAGGACUUGCUGCGCCGACCUCAAAGUUUUGGGUCGCAAAGAUUUCAAGCUGCUCUUGAAAUGGCGUCUCAGAGUUCGGGAGAUUUUUGGGUUCAAGACGAAAACGACGGAUGACGCCGACAAGGAGGAGACUGAGGAGGUCGCCGAAGUGGGCUCCAUGGACGAAGAGCUUAAGAUCCAGGAAGAACUUCAGGCAAUGAAAGACAAGGAUAGCGGCAAGAAGAAGCGUGAGAAGCGAAAAGAAAACGAGCGCAAGCAGCGCGAGAUUGUUCGCAUGCAACUCAACAUGGUUGCACCUAUGGAUAUUGGCAUGGAGGAAGCAGGGCCGAUUGGCGAAGGCUCCAUGUUCUCGCUCAAGAAAGUCGACAAGACGGAUGCAAUGCGCAGACUGGCUCGCGGCAAGAUGACCAAGGUUGCCGACGACGCCAAAAAGGCCCUGGACAACCAACAGGCCCAGGAGGAUGACGAGGACGAAGUGAGUGACGAGGAGGAGGACCGACUCGAACGAGAGCUUGACUCCAUGUACGACAAUUACCGUGAGCGCAAGGCCGAAGCCGACGCGAAAUAUCGCGCAAAGAAGGCAAGGAAAGAACACGGCGACGAUGAGUGGGAAGGACUCUCGGGCAGCGAGAAGGAUGAAAAGAGCGAAUCCAGCGACCUGGACGAGGAAGACUCAUCGGACGACGACGAUGAGGGAGUGUCCCCCAACGGCCUAUUGAGAGAUUUGGACGACUCCGAGCCGGGUGAGAACGGCCUGUCUAAGCGGGCGGCGGCGUUCUUCAACCAAGACAUCUUCAAGGGGAUCACUCUUCCCGGCCUGGAGCAGAGCCAAGAGGCGAGAAAUUCUGUUGCGAACCCCCGGGAAUCCCAGACGACCCGGGGCAAGCCGACGAAUGGUGUCUCGGCUGCGCCAACGACUGCUAUCGAGUCUGAGUCUGAGUCUGACGAUGAGAAUAAGCCGUUCGAGACGGUGAAGAACGGCGAUGAUGACUGGGAACAAGAGACAAAUCGGCGGCCAGACGGAAAGCUGGAUAUCGACAUCAUUACUGCCGAAGCCAUGACUCUCGCACACCAGCUUGCCACAGGGCAAAAGACCAGUCAUGAUGCUGUGGAUGACGGCUUUAAUAAAUGGGCCUUCCGUGAUCGUGAUGGGCUGCCAGAGUGGUUCAUUGACGAGGAAUCCAGGCACGACAAACCUAUGAAGCCCAUCACCAAGGCUGCCGCGCAGGCGAUCAAGGACAAGAUGCGGGCCUUCAACGCGCGACCCAUCAAGAAGGUGCGCGAGGCAAAGGCACGCAAGAAGUUCAAGGCCGCGCAGAAAUUGGAGAAGCUCAAGAAGAAGUCGGAUAUGCUUGCAAACGACGAGGGCAUGACGGAGAAGGAGAAGGCGGAGAGCAUAGCCAAGCUGCUGAGUAAGGCUGCGCGCAAGAAGCCAUCGCAGCCCGCCAAGUUGGUUGUGGCAAAGGGCGUGAACAGGGGUAUCCAGGGCCGUCCGAAGGGCAUCAAGGGUCGGUACCGCAUGGUUGACCCGAGAAUGAAGAAGGAGCUGAGGGCCCAAAAGAGGGUCUCGCAGCGAAAGAAGAGGUGA